CAACAACAAAAAUAUAAAGAAUACUUGAAAUGCGUAAAGAAAAAAGUCGUGAUGCAGCACGUAGCCGUCGUGGUAAAGAGAAUCAUGAAUUUUAUGAAUUAGCUAAAAUGUUACCAUUGCCUGCAGCUAUUACAUCACAGUUAGACAAAGCAUCAAUAAUACGUUUAACAAUAAGCUAUCUAAAAUUACGUGAAUUUUCACAAAAUGGUGAACCAUCAUGGAAUAAUGCAUUGAGCAGUUUAAGUGCAUUGAAAUGUAAAGCAAAUAGUGUAUUUGAAAGCCAUCAAGGCACUCACAUUCUACAAUCAUUGGAUGGAUUUGCAUUUGCACUAGGGCAAGAUGGACGAUUUCUAUACAUUUCCGAAACGGUUUCCAUUUAUCUUGGUUUAAGUCAAGUUGAAAUGACUGGUUCAAGUAUUUUUGAUUAUACACAUCAACAAGAUCAUCAAGAAUUGGCUGAACAAUUGGGUCUGAGUCAUGCACAACCGAAUGCCACCAGUGUUAAUACAACAAUGGGAACUACUUCAAUUCAUAAUCAUCCUCCUCCUCAUCAUCAUCAUCAUCAUAGUAAUUCACCAUUACCACCGGCUAGUGUUUCAUCAAAUACAUCGAAUGAUUCGGAUAAUGGUGGUAUUGGUAGUGGUUAUUCAAAUGGUCAUAGUUUAAUGUCAACAAAUGGUAUUGAUGAUACAUUUGAACGGCAAUUCUGUAUACGAAUGAAAUCAACAUUAACUAAACGUGGUUGUCAACAUUUUAAAUCAAGUGGUUAUCGUGUAGUAAAUAUUGUUGCACAUUUACGUGCUGAAAUGUUACGUAAUCGUUCAACGAAUCUAAUUAAUAAUAAUAAUGGUGGAAAUUCAAAAAUUAUCGGCCUUGUUGCAUUGGCCAUAGCAUUACCACCACCAUCAAUAAAUGAAUUACGUUUAGAACCAGAUAUGUUUGUUACAAGACAUAGUUUAGAUUUUAAAAUUCUGCAUUGUGAACCUAGAGUAACUGAAUUAUUAAAUUAUUUACCCGAUGAAUUGAUUGGUAGAAAUUUUUAUUCAUUAAUACAUGGACAAGAUGUUACAUUAAUGAAAAAAUGUCAUAUUGAUUUAAUACAUAAAGGUCAAUCAAUGUCGAAUUAUUAUCGUAUUGUAAAUAAAUCCGGUGGUUAUACAUGGGUACAAACAUGUGCAACACUUAUCUGUAAUAAUCCAUCGACAACAACAACAACGAUAACUAACAGUACCACAAUACAAAAUAAAUCAUCGGGAAGUAGUCCUGGUUCAUCUAGUACAAUUCCCAAUACUAUUUCUGGUCAAGAUGAUCAAGAACAAAGUGUUAUUUGUGUCAAUUAUGUACUAAGUGCAAUCGAAUAUACCGGUAUAAUAAUGGAUCAAUGUCAAAUUGGUAGUAAAAUUAUUUCAUCAACAUCAACAUCGACAACAACAAAUUCAAGUGGUCCGCCAAUUGGUAAAAUACGGUCGUUACAUAUCAAAAAAUCAUCACAUUCAAGUUCACCAUCACCUGAUUUGAUUGCAAAUAAACUUAAUAAUAACAAUGUAAUGCGUUGUUCAUCAAGAGGAUCAAUUGGAGAUGGUGGAUUGCCUAAUGGCGGUGGUCAAUUAAAUCAAAAUGAAACACAUAUGUCACGUAGUCCAAGAUUAUUAUCAACGACGACGACCACUAAUUCUCGUUCAUCGCCAAUGGAAUCAUCAUCGGAAAACAUAAACAUAAUUAAACGUCGACGAAUGAAUUCUAGUCCAGUACGGCCAUGGAAAUCUCCUUCACCACCACCACCGCCGCCAAACAGCAAUUCCAUGGUUAAUAAUGUUAUUCAACAGCCACCAUCAUCUACUUCAUCAAAUCAUGAAUCAACAACAACAUCAUCACCAAAUCUAUUACGACACAUAUCGGUUAUACGUGAAACACCACCAAUUCUAAAACCACAAGUAAUGACAUCUACUACACCUUAUCAUCAUCCUCAUCAUGCUCAUCAUCAUCAUCCACAUCCCCAUCCAUAUCAUCAUUUAGUUGAUCAAUAUGCUGCUGCAUAUCAUUUAUAUAAAACUGGUCCAAAUGGUAAUGUUGUUAUCAACAAUAACAACAACAACAAUACUAAUAAUCCAUCAACAAUUAGUCCACCAAUGAAUUCCAAUCCGAAUGUUGUCGCAUCACCACAUUCUCAUCAUCAUCACCAUUGGAGUGCUUAUGGCUAGGCUCAUGACCAAACAAUAUGUCCAACCAAUCAAUCAAUCAAAAUAUUGCAUUCAAUUA
Molecule: messenger RNA, 2259 nt
Organism: Dermatophagoides pteronyssinus (European house dust mite)
Lineage: Eukaryota; Metazoa; Arthropoda; Arachnida; Sarcoptiformes; Pyroglyphidae
Biological process (GO): regulation of transcription by RNA polymerase II
Molecular function (GO): protein dimerization activity; RNA polymerase II transcription regulatory region sequence-specific DNA binding; DNA-binding transcription factor activity, RNA polymerase II-specific
Source: RefSeq, a predicted model, not a curated record